AUGCAUGAUGUGCAUUAUGUAAGAAAGAAUGAAGGAAAAAAUUAUUCAUUAUGUAAUAAGAGCUAUGGAAUCUAUCUACCUAUCUAUCUAUCAGCUAUGAUGCAUGAUGUGUUUUAUGUAAGAAAGAAUGAAGGAAAAAAUUAUUCAUUAUGUAAUAAGAGCUAUGGAAUCUAUCUAUCUAUCUAUCUAUCUAUCUAUCUAUCAGCUAUGAUGCAUGAUGUGUUUUAUCUACGGAAUCUAUCUAUCUAUCUAUCUAUCUAUCUAUCUAUCUAUCUAUCUAUCUAUCUGUUGUGGACUCAGAAUAGUGACCUAAACCAUCUCUCCGCUGCUUCCCUGUUUUCAACCCUUUCUCACUCUCUCUCUCUCUCUCUCUCUCUCUCUCUCUCUCUCUCUCUCUCUAUCUAUCUAUCUCAAUCUCUCUCUCUCUCUCCAUAUAUAUGCUGUCUUCCUUUCUUUCUCGUUCUUUCUUUGGGCCUCCUCUUACCCAUCCCAUCUCUCCGCUUCUCUCCCUGUUUUCAACCCCCUUCACUCUUUCUGCUCCUCCCUCGCUUCAAACCCUGUACGUUAUAUAUCAAUCUAAAUUCUGCUGAUCUAUCUAUCUAUCUAUCUAUCUAUCUAUCUAUCUAUCUAUCUAUCUAUCUAUCUCUAAUGCUGUUCAUUAUCUAUCUAUCUCUAAUACUCUAUCUAUCUAGCUAUCUAUCUCUAAUACUGUUCAUUAUCUAUCUAUCUAUCUAUCUAUCUCUAAUGCUGUUCAUAAUCUAUCUAUCUCUAAUACUCUAUCUAUCUCUAAUACUGUUCAUUAUCUAUCUAUCUAUCUAUCUAUCUAUCUAUCUAUCUCUAAUGCUGUUCAUAAUCUAUCUAUCUCUAAUACUCUAUCUAUCUCUAAUACUGUUAUCUAUCUAUCUAUCUAUCUAUAAUACUAUUCAUUAUCUAUCUAUCUAUCUAUCUCUAAUACUGUUCAUUAUCUAUCUAUCUAUCUAUCUAUCUAUCUAUCUAUCUAUAACUAAUACUGUUCAUUAUCUAUCUAUCUAUCUAUCUAUCUAUCUAUCUAUCUAUCUAUCUAUCUAUAAUACUGUUCAUUAUCUAUCUAUCUAUCUAUCUAUCUAUCAUAGCAAGAUAAUAUGCAAACUCUCCUGA
This is a messenger RNA of Acanthosepion pharaonis, 1137 nucleotides long. The record is from the annotation of a GenBank genome assembly. NCBI's taxonomy places the organism in Eukaryota, Metazoa, Mollusca, Cephalopoda, Sepiida, Sepiidae.